Molecule: messenger RNA, 1113 nt
Organism: Hyaloperonospora brassicae
Lineage: Eukaryota; Oomycota; Peronosporomycetes; Peronosporales; Peronosporaceae
Source: the annotation of a GenBank genome assembly
AUGGCGUCGGACCUUAUCACGUACGUGUCGACGCUGCUGCCGAGCGCCAAUUUCGCCGACGUGCUCGAUGACUCUGCUACGAAGAAAGACGUGUCGCUUGUCCUCGCAACUGUAGGCGCCAAGUUACCGCAGCUAUUGGCGCUAGAGGCCGAGACCGACGUCGAAGGAGCUUUUUCGCUGCUAUUUGACGUGGCAAUGCUCGCUUCGAAGCCUGAAGUCGAGUUCCUGUCCAUUCUACAGACGCUGCAAGACGAGACCAACGCCAGUAGUGUCCUACGUCUUCGUCUUCUGGCCGACUUGUUCAACAAAGCCAAGCGGCUGCCCAAAGUGCAGCUCCAGACGCUCUUGGCAAUCCUGUCGCUCGCCAAGAGCUCUGAGAAUGUGCAUCUCGUUGAUCCAUACUUAACCCAAGUGGAGACGUUGGUGAACACGGGUAGUCUCAACCCAGCGGACCGCCGAGCGUUGCUCCUGGCGGUGGCGAAUGUCCUCGACGAGAGUCCGGAGAAAAAGCUCAAGGUGCUCUGCGUGCUUGAAAAGUACCUGGCGACGUACGAAGAGGGCGAGACAGACAAGGAGCAGACGCUGCGGGCGUGUAAGAUGGUGCUGCAGAACCCAGUUGCGUGCUUUCUCGCGCGCGUGGACUUGGCUGCUCUGCCUGUUGUCAAGGCCUCGUUACAUAGCGAUCCGCUGUAUGAUCUGCUGGACAUUGUGUCGACCAAGACGUUGAAAGAGUUCACCGCGUUCCAGAGCAGUGUAACGAGUGUGUUUACGGACAAUGGACUUGACGAAGUCAAAGUGGCUGAUGCCAUGCGUCUAUUCACGCUGUGCACGUUACCUACAGGAUUCCAGGAGAUCUCGUACGCUGACGUGGCGAUGGCAUUAGACGUGGACGAACGUGAUGUGGAGCAAUGGGUCGUGCGUGCCAUUACGACUGGACUCGUCAGUGCCAAGAUCGACCAACUUGCUCGUACGGUGACGAUCUCGCGCUCGCUACAUCGUCGUUUCGGAGACGACCAGUGGAAGGAGGUGCAUACAAAGCUGCAACUGUACAAGAAAAACGUUGGCGGUUUGCUGGAUAUUAUCAGGAACGCCCGUCGUGCUCAGGUGCUGUAG